Molecule: messenger RNA, 1311 nt
Organism: Chiroxiphia lanceolata (lance-tailed manakin)
Lineage: Eukaryota; Metazoa; Chordata; Aves; Passeriformes; Pipridae
Gene: NPM1
Product: nucleophosmin 1
Exons: 11
Coding region: 106-993 (295 amino acids)
Biological process (GO): ribosomal small subunit export from nucleus; ribosomal large subunit biogenesis; ribosomal large subunit export from nucleus
Cellular component (GO): cytoplasm; nucleoplasm; nucleolus
Molecular function (GO): chromatin binding; RNA binding; histone binding
Source: RefSeq, a predicted model, not a curated record
GCUCGCGGGCUAUAUCAGCGCGGGGGCGGGCACGCGGCUUCCUUUAGUGCGUGUCGGCUCGCGCUGCUGCUGAUUUCUUCCGCCCGCCGCGCCCGCCCGCCCGCCAUGGAGGACAGCGCCAUGGACAUGGAGAGCAUGGGGCCCCUGCGCCCGCAGACCUUUCUCUUCGGUUGUGAACUUAAAGCAGAUAAGGAGUAUCAGUUCAAAGUAGAUGAUGAAGAAAAUGAGCACCAGUUGUCUCUGAGAACGGUUACUUUAGGUGCUGGAGCCAAAGACGAAUUACACGUUGUAGAAGCAGAAGCACUGGACUAUGAAGGCAACCCUACUAAAGUAGUGCUGGCAUCCCUGAAAAUGUCAGUGCAGCCUACGGUUUCGUUAGGGGGCUUUGAGAUCACACCACCCGUGGUGCUGAGGUUGAAAUGCGGUUCAGGGCCUGUUUAUGUCAGCGGGCAGCACCUCGUAGCAUUAGAAGAAGAACCAGAAUCAGAUGAGGAAGAAGAUGAUGCAAAAAUUGUGAAUGCUUCAACGAAGAGACCAGCAAGUGGAGGAGGAGCUAAAACACCACAGAAAAAACCAAAAUUAUCAGAAGAUGAUGAGGAUGAUGAUGAAGAUGAGGAUGAUGAUGAUGAUGAUGAUGAGGAUGACUUAGAGGAUGAUGAGGAAGAAAUUAAACCACCAGUGAAGAAACCAGUCCGUGAGGUUUCGGGAAAAAAUAUGCAGAAAGCAAAACAAAAUGGAAAAGACUCUAAGCCAUCCACACCAGCAUCUAAAUCAAAAACUCCAGAUUCCAAGAAGGAUAAAACUCUAACUCCAAAAACACCAAAAGUCCCUCUGUCAUUAGAGGAGAUUAAAGCGAAAAUGCAAGCAUCUGUAGAUAAGGGUACUAUCCUGCCUAAGCUGGAACCCAAAUUUGCCAACUACGUUAAGAAUUGCUUCAGGACGGAGGACCAGAAGGUCAUUCAAGCUCUCUGGCAAUGGAGACAGACUCUGUAAGAAAAGAAAACAGUUUAAACAGUUCAUUAAAAUCUGCAGUCUUACUUCUGUAACCAUUAUUUGGCUGUUCUUUUUACAAAUGCUGAAAGAGCUUUCCCUCCUGUGUCUGAUAAAUGUCAUCCAGAUUACCUUGCCAAGAAUGUGUUGUCCAAAAUGCCUGUUUAGUUUUUAAAGACGGGACUCCACCCUCAGCUUCAUUUUAAGUAUGUAUGGAAUGUUUUGAUAAGGCAUGGUGGUGGUGGUGGUCAGACAAAUGGAAAUGGUGGGGAGACUAAAUGUAUGUGGAAAAAGAAUAAAAUUUAGUAUUUUAAUAAAGUA